Messenger RNA from Trichoplusia ni (cabbage looper), 1274 nucleotides. RefSeq names its product amine sulfotransferase-like (gene St2). Bases 2 to 997 code for a protein of 331 amino acids. NCBI's taxonomy places the organism in Eukaryota, Metazoa, Arthropoda, Insecta, Lepidoptera, Noctuidae. The record is from RefSeq and is a predicted model, not a curated record. Gene Ontology annotation, cellular component: cytoplasm. The transcript has 5 exons. Gene Ontology annotation, biological process: sulfation. Gene Ontology annotation, molecular function: sulfotransferase activity.
UAUGAGGACGCGACCAGUUUUGACGUUUUCGAAAUUGGACCCUGAGACUGGGGAGUUGUUGGAUAGGAUGUUUGAUAAGGAGGAUUGUAUGGUGGAGAUUAAUCCUGGGAGGGUGAUCCUGCCGGCAGACUACAUGACCAUUGGACAGGAUAUCUUGGAUAUGGAGGUCCAUGACACCGAUGUCUGGAUGUGCUCUUAUCCGAGAACUGGCUCUACAUGGGCACAGGAAAUGGUCUGGCUCAUUGGACACGAUUUAGACUACGAGGGAGCUAAAUCCUUGCAGCAAAUUAGAUGUCCCUUAGUGGAGCUUUCAUGUAUCAUGGUAGCUGGGCACUCGACGUGGCACAAGGAGUCCGUGCAGGGCACCUCCGUGGACCUGGUGAAGCACAGGCUCCCGUACCCUCGCUACAUCCGCAGCCACCUGCCCUGGGACCUGCUGCCGGUCAGCAUUGAGCGCGCUGAUGGCUCGGCAAGACCUAAGGUGAUCUACACAUCCCGCAACCCUAAAGACAUGGUGGUAUCAUACUAUCACUACUGCACGCUGGUGCACGGCCUCAAGGGCACCUUCGAAGAGUUCUGCGACCUCUUCAUGAGGGACCGGGCCCCCUUCGGACCCGUUUGGAACCAUAUACUUGGCUUCUGGAACCGCCGCCACGACCCGAACGUUCUCUUCAUUAAGUUCGAGGAAAUGAAACAUGAUCUACCUUCAGUCGUCAGGAGAACGGCUGAGUUCCUCAACAAAGACCUAACUGACACCCAAGUCGACAAACUCUGCGACCAUCUCUCCUUCCAAAACAUGAAGACCAAUCGAGCUGUCAAUCUGGAAGCCAUCUUGGAAAAGUCUUUCGGCACCAGCUACUUGGAAUCCACGGAUUUGAGGUUCAUCCGCAAAGGGGAAAUUGGUGAUUGGAAGAAUUACAUGUCCGACGACCUUUCUCGAAGAUUCGAUGAAUGGGCUGAACAGCAUUUGAAGGGGACAGAACUCAGCUUUGAAUAAGAUCUUUUUGAAGAUUUAUUUUACGUUGAUUUUGAGGAACAAAGUUUGUUUAGUUUUGUAAUUGUUUUAAUCAUUGUAUGGUAAGCAGUUUUAAAUGUUAAGGUAUAAAAUACACUUGUCACUGGCUAGAAUUUUGAUUUAACAUAAGCGCAUUGAUUAAUUUGUCUUAAUUGAUAAAAAAAACAGUAUUUACCUGUAAUCGGGUCAGGCACAUAGACAUAAUGGAAAUAUUCGAAACGUAUUUUGUUUAACUUACGCAAUAAUUGUUUAUUUUUAA